AUGGUCAACUUUGGAUUCAACACACAGACAACAGCACCAAAGCAAAUACCAUUGAAGAAACAGAGUCUGGACACAAUGACAGACGCAAAUGAGAGCUACGAAAGCUCUGAUGAAGAAUUUUCGGAGACGGAAAAUGCCCUGAAUACCGUUUUAGACACUGGUAAUAGAACUCACGCAUAUGGUAAUCACACUCAGAACAUCCAUGAGAGCGCAGAUAUAUUAGACAGAUAUGCCGAUAAAAUAAACGUGGAUCAGUAUUUAGGUGGAUCGCAUAGAAUAACAAGAGAUCGCUCAGAGAGGGCGACGGUUGAUCAGGUGCUUGAUCCCAGAACUCUUCGAUUUCUUUCAAAACUCUUUAAAAAUGGAACAAUAACUAAGAUAAAUGGUUGUAUAUCCACGGGAAAAGAGGCCAAUGUUUAUCACGCAGAAAAUUCCACGACAGGAAAGCAAUAUGCAAUUAAGAUCUACAAAACGUCUAUCUUGGUGUUUAAAGAUAGAGAGAGAUACGUGGAUGGAGAAUUCCGCUUUAGAGGAACUAAGAACCAGUCAAAUCCAAGAAAAAUGGUCCGUACAUGGGCAGAAAAAGAGUUCAGAAACUUGAAGAGACUUCACUCAAGUGGCAUCCCGUCACCUGAACCUGUCGAUUUAAAGUCACACGUUCUUGUAAUGGAAUACCUUUCAGAGGAUGGUGGUGGACCUUCGCCGCGCUUAAAAGACUAUCCGUUUGCAGAUAUAGAUGAGGUGGCUGAAUUUUACCAAAGACUUGUGGUCGAUAUGAGGCUGAUGUUUCAGAAGUGUCGUUUGGUUCAUGCAGAUCUCAGUGAAUAUAACACCAUAGUGCAUGACAAAGAGCUCUACAUUUUUGACGUUUCUCAGAGUGUUGAGCCUGAACAUCCCAUGGCCAUGGACUUCUUGAGGAUGGAUAUCAAGAAUGUGAAUGACUUUUUUUCCAGAGUGAAGAAGAUUAAUGUUUACCCUGAGCGAUUGAUUUUUAAGUUUAUAAUUGAUCCGUGGUCACAAAUGGAUCCCAGCGGUGAAAUACCAAAAGAGGAUAAUAAACAUCUGCGGAAACAGCUAAAUGAGAUUCCAUUGAAGACUGUUGACGAUGUUGAGCAAAACCAGAAGGAUGAAGUGUUCCGGUCAUUACAUCUCGUCACAUCCUUGCGUGGAUUAGAGGAGAGGGACUUUAAAAGAUUUAGCGAAGGACAUGUUGAUACAUUAACAGAUUUGGUAGCUCCCGAUGUUUUGCGUACUUUGGACUGUACAGUUCCAAGGGAUCAGGAAGAAGGACGCGAAAUUCAGGAUGAUGAUAAGAAUACAACCAGCAGCGAUUAUGAUUCGGACUCGUGUGAUAAUGAAGAGAAGGAAGAAAGUAAAAUACCCAAGCUAAAAAGAUUUGAAGAUAAAGAGGAGAAGCGAAGAAGAAAGAAGGCGGCCAAGGAAAAGAAUAGAGAAAGAAGGAAGACUAAAAUGAAUAAAAAUGUGAAGAAACGGUUGGUUAAAAAAUCGCACAGGCAUAAAAGCUGA
Molecule: messenger RNA, 1527 nt
Organism: Brettanomyces bruxellensis
Lineage: Eukaryota; Fungi; Ascomycota; Pichiomycetes; Pichiales; Pichiaceae
Exons: 1
Coding region: 1-1527 (508 amino acids)
Biological process (GO): maturation of SSU-rRNA
Cellular component (GO): preribosome, small subunit precursor; cytosol
Molecular function (GO): ATP binding; protein serine/threonine kinase activity
Source: RefSeq, a predicted model, not a curated record